Molecule: messenger RNA, 372 nt
Organism: Paraglomus brasilianum
Lineage: Eukaryota; Fungi; Glomeromycota; Glomeromycetes; Paraglomerales; Paraglomeraceae
Source: the annotation of a GenBank genome assembly
AUGGCCAUGGAUAGUGGAGUUCAUAUCCCAGUAAUGCUAAAGGAGGUUCUUGAUUAUCUCAACCUAAAAAAGGAGGGAAUUUAUAUUGACUGUACUUUUGGCAAAGGAGAAGAGUAUUUAAAGGAAAUGGGCGUCCAAGAAAUAGACGGAAUUUUGUUUGAUUUAGGUCUUUCUUCAGAUCAGUUGGCGGAAGAGAGAAGAGGAUUUAGUUAUCGGCUAAACUCGCCACUUGACAUGAGAAUAAGUGAAGAAACCAAAUUAAGAGCGGAAGAGAUUAUUAAUAAUUACCCUUGUGAAAAAUUGGCCGACAUUUUUUAUCAUUAUGGAGAAGAAAGAAAAGCCCGAGCGAUUGCCCGAAAAAUCUGCUACUGA